GCACUGGAGGGGAGAGAUGAAUAUGCAGACACAAAGCAUGAGUUUUUCUGUAGUAUCUGAUGACUCCUCUAUACUGGAUUACAAGCCUUCCACACUCUCUUUAAGAGGCAGGAAUACGAGUGAAGCGAUAUGGAAUUUUUCGAACGUGGAAUGAUUAGAAACAAACUGCCGACAUGGCAAGUGUUUAUUUGGUGGCAUCAUUUCUUUUUGUUGUGGAGUACAAUAGACGGACAGACUCGGUACAGCAUACCAGAGGAACUGAAACAAGGCUCCGUGGUUGGAAAUAUAGCCAAGGAUUUGGGUUUGGUUGUAUCUGAACUGCAUCAGCGUAAAUUGCGAAUUACAUCUGAAGCUGGUAAGCAGUAUUUUAACGUGGAUCUAGGGAAAGGAGAACUCGUAGUGAUUGACAGAAUUGAUAGGGAGGGACUGUGUGAACAAAGACCUUCAUGUUUGCUGCCUUUGGAAUUAGUUAUAGAUAACCCUUUACAGCUGCAUAGAAUUGAAAUUGAAAUACAAGACACAAAUGAUAACUCGCCCAGUUUUCCUACGAAGGAGAAAGUGGUGAAAAUUGCAGAAUUGGUCAAUCAAGGGGCCCGAUUUCCUUUAGAGCCUGCCCAGGAUCCUGAUGUUAGUAUUAAUUCUGUACGCUCAUAUCUUAUAAGUAAAAAUGAUCAUUUCAAACUGACUGUUAAAAACCAGAAAGAUGGAAGAAAGAUCCCUGAACUAGCUCUUGAAAAACCCCUUGAUCGAGAAAAGCAGCCUGUACACAAGCUCAUCCUCACGGCUGUAGAUGGCGGAGAUCCGGUACGCUCAGGAACAUCUGAAAUUACCGUCAUAGUACUUGAUAUCAAUGACAAUGCGCCACAAUUCGAAAGACAGGUAUAUGAAGCAAAUGUCAGUGAAGAGGCUAAACCUGGGACUGACAUAUUAAAUGUUAAAGCUACAGAUGCAGACGAGGGAUUGAAUGGAGAAAUUGAAUAUUUAUUUGCGGAGCAAACGUCUGAUAUUAUUUUAUCAUUAUUUGACAUUGACCCUCCGACUGGAACAAUUACUGUAAAGGGGAUUUUAGAUCAUGAAGCAAACUCUUUACACAGAUUUGAUGUAACUGCAAAAGACAAAGGAAAUCCUGAGAUGGAUGGACACUGUAGUGUUGAAAUCAAAGUAGUUGACAUUAACGAUAAUGUUCCUGAAAUAAUUGUUACGUCUUUAACAACACCUGUACGAGAAGAUUCAGCAGUCGGGACCGUUAUUGCGUUAAUAAGCGCAAAAGACCCAGAUUCAGGUGACAAUGGCAAAGUAACACUCACUGUGUCUCCCAGUUCACCAUUCAAGUUAAAUCCAUCAGUUUCUAAUCAUCAUUCAUUGAUAACAAAUGGACGACUUGAUCGUGAAAAAACGGACCACUAUAUUGUUAAGAUAAGGGCUUCCGAUUCUGGAAAACCCCCGUUGACAAGUGAAAAAACGAUCCUUGUUAACCUGUCAGAUGUUAAUGAUAAUGCACCACUUUUCUCCCAACUUUCCUAUGUCGUUUAUACAAAGGAAAAUCAUGCUCCAGGUAAAAUUAUUGGCUCAGUGGCAGCAACUGAUCCAGAUGCGGGCGAAAACGCAAAGAUUUCUUACUCUAUAUUAGAUUCAAAAGUACAAGAUGUUUCCGUUUCUUCUUAUGUUUACAUUAACUCGGAUAACGGCAGCAUCUACAGCAUGCACUCGUUUGACUAUGAGAAACUGAAGGUGUUUCAGAUUGUGGUUCAGGCGAAGGACCAGGGCUCUCCAUCUCUCAGCAGCAACGCUACUGUCCAUGUUUUCAUCCUGGACCAGAACGAUAAUGCCCCCGCUGUUAUUUACCCCUCCUCCGCUGCUCUGGGCUCCCUCUCUCAUCAGAGGAUGCCCCGCUCCGCUAAAGCUGCUCAUCUGGUUACUAAGGUGACGGCCGUGGACGCUGACUCGGGCCAUAACGCCUGGAUCUCCUACAGACUGGCGGAGGCCACAGACGCCUCUCUGUUCACUGUCAAUCUGUAUACAGGGGAGGUGAGGACUAAACGUGCUGUUUCCGAGCAGGACGAGUCCUCUCAGAGACUACUUAUAGAGAUCAAGGACGAUGGGGAACCGGUCCAGUCCGCCACCGUUACGGUGUCCAUCCUGGUGGAGGACGGUCUUCAUGAGCCCAUCUUAGACCUCCGACACAAAGUGUCCGAGCCCAGCAAGAAAACCGGGAGAAUCACCCUUUAUUUGAUUCUGUCUCUGGCCUCGGUGUCCGUGCUGUCUCUGGUCACGUUUCUCAUCUUGGCGGUUAAAUGCAUCAGGAACAGCAGAAGCAGCGGGAGCUGCUGCAUGAGACGGAGUGACUGUGAUGAUUACAAGAACCCCAACAGAAACUUGCAGAUCCAGCUCAACACUGAUGGACCUAUAAAGUACGUGGAGGUCCUGGGAGGAGACAUGCUGAGUCAGAGUCAGUCCUUCAGGUCCUGCAUGUCUCCGAUGUCAGAGUACAGCGAUUUUACUUUAAUUAAACCCAGCAGCACCACAGACUUUAAGGAGGUGAUCAGUGUCUUGGAUGCGUCCUUACCUGACAGCACUUGGACUUUUGAGAGUCAACAGGUGAGCAGAACAUAA
This is a messenger RNA of Cololabis saira (Pacific saury), 2613 nucleotides long. It is a transcript of the gene pcdh1g22, whose product is annotated as protocadherin 1 gamma 22. Gene Ontology annotation, biological process: homophilic cell-cell adhesion. Gene Ontology annotation, molecular function: calcium ion binding. The transcript has a single exon. The coding region runs from base 130 to 2613 and encodes 827 amino acids. Gene Ontology annotation, cellular component: plasma membrane. Lineage: Eukaryota; Metazoa; Chordata; Actinopteri; Beloniformes; Belonidae. The record is from RefSeq and is a predicted model, not a curated record.